Oncorhynchus kisutch (coho salmon) is the source of this 1125-nucleotide messenger RNA. RefSeq names its product protein FRG1. NCBI's taxonomy places the organism in Eukaryota, Metazoa, Chordata, Actinopteri, Salmoniformes, Salmonidae. Gene Ontology annotation, molecular function: actin filament binding. The transcript has 9 exons. Gene Ontology annotation, cellular component: striated muscle dense body; nucleolus; catalytic step 2 spliceosome. The coding region runs from base 111 to 878 and encodes 255 amino acids. The record is from RefSeq and is a predicted model, not a curated record.
AGAUGUCGCUCGUUUGUUAAGUGAUAUUCGUUCUUACCUCGACGGGCACCGUACUCCCAUGUUGUUUUCGUUUGUGUAUGUUGUUAGCUAGUUUACCAUAAUCUGAAGAUAUGGCUGAAUAUUCAAAAGUGAAAACAACAAAACUUGUUUUGAAAGGACUGAACAAUGGAAAGAAGAAGAAGCACAAGGAUAAGAAGAGAAAAAGAGAUGAUGCGCAAGAUAAACCUGAUAUUGUUGGUGGAUGGUGGUGUAUUAGUGGCUUUGGGGAGAUUUCAGGAACGGUUGCGAUAGAGAUGCAGACUAAUUCCUACAUCCAUGCCCUGGAUACUGGUCUGUUCACAGUUGGUGCACCACAUCAAGAGGACGAAGGGCCAGACCCCCCGGAGCAAUUCACUGCCAUCAAGUUGUCAGACUCUAGGGUAGCCCUGAAGUCUGGCUAUGGGAAGUAUCUAGGGAUCACCUCGGAGGGGGUCGUGGUGGGGCGUUCCGACGCCAUCGGCUCCCGGGAACAGUGGGAACCUGUUUUCCAGGAAGGCAAAAUGGCUCUCAUGGCAGCAAAUAGCUGUUUCAUCUCCUACAGUGAAAGUGGGGACAUUGAGGCCAAGAGCAAGUUGGCGGGGGAAGACGAGAUGGUUAAGAUCCGGUCAUGCGCGGAGAGGGAGGUCAAGCGGAACGACGACAUUGCCGACGAGGACAGGGGCAAUGUGAAGAACUGCGAGCUCAACUACGUAAAGAAGUUCCAGAGUUUCCAGGACAGGCGGCUGAGGGUGAACGAGGAGGACAGCACCACACUGAAGAUGGCCCGGAAAGACGGGAAGUUCCACGAAGAGCUGUUAGACAGGAGAGCCAAGAUGAAAGCAGACCGAUACUGCAAGUGAAGAUACAAGAGUUUAUGGAUUGUCCACUCGUCUUUGAAUUCCUUGUGUUAAAAUCAAAAAGGGUUUCAUUUUUUAUCAUGAAUAAAUGUUAUUUGGGUAAGAGAAAGUCAUUUGUGGGAUUGUGUAAUUUCAAUCCCUAAACCCCUUCCCUAGCUGGCUGCUCAGAAGACCGAUUAGCUUGUUUCACUGGGUUUCCCUGUGCGUUAUCUCUCAGAUAAUAAACUGCAGUUGUGGUUACGGUGAGCUG